UUAGAAACAAAAAUCAACGGCUAUGAUUUGUCAAAAUAUAUGCAACAAACUAAGACCUAGGGUUCACUCAUUAAGGGUUAGGGUAUAGUAGUAUGCCCAAAAAUUCGGUUAAUUCGAGGUCUAGAUAGUAUUUUCUUACUCAGGGUAUGUCGUACCCUACAUUUUACCCAAGGUACGAUAGAAGCCACCAUAUAUAUAUAUAUUAUUGAAUCUCUUCCAACAGCUCAAUUUGUUGAUACUAAAUAUUUUUUUUACAAAGAACAUUAUUCGAAAGCUAAAUCAUGAAUUAUUGAUUGGUGUAGGAUUUAUUAUUAAACCUCUAACAACAACUCAACAACAACUUGAUUUAUUGAUACUAACGGUUCUUGAAAAAUAAUACCAUUUGAAACAGUACGAGUGUACGACUAACUAAAUCAAUAAUUGUUUGGUACGCAGAAUGAUAUUCUUGAUAUUUUUUUACUAUUAAUGCAUUUUAAUUUACCAAAAAUUUUCAAUUUAAGAUUAUAUUAACAAAAACUAUUUCAUCAUGUGUAUUUUUUUUCUAGAUGGACCCACCUUAAACAAAAUCCUGGCUAUGCCCCUGACAUCAAGAACAAUUAGCGGGGUAGGUAAUUAAAUAAGGAACUGGAUAAUGAGAAAAAGACCAUUUACUAGCCUAUUUUAAUUGAUGCACCCGACUCUUAAUUUUUGUUUUUUACUGUUUUAGCCCAUUGUCAAUUUCUAUUUGUUUCACAUUACUUCCAAACAGUCGUCCGAUUAAAUCUAAUUUCACUUCAAGACUCGCACUAUGACAUUGGGAUUUAAAGAAGUUUCGAUUCGAUUUGUGAAUUUAGUCCUUGAUGAUAGGCUACAACAAAUGUUGAUCUCCAAAUGGAAGGAAAUGAGUUUUGAUAGGAGAAAAAUGAGAUUGUUUAAAGAGGUGUUGAAAAUAACAAGAUGCUCUGAACCGAAUCUUGUUAUCUCAUGAUUUUCUUACAUAGUUUUUGCCAAUGAUUUUCUUACAUAGUUGCACCAAUACAAAUGGUGCCCCAUGCUUUUGCUUAUCUCAAUCCAUCAUAGAGCAAUUCUAUAAUUUAAUUGGAACGAAACCAUCGCAUAACAAAAUUGGUUCAAAAGUAAACUUUAAUUUUGCUGUACUGGUAGUGCUUUUGGAGGUUUUUUUGGGUGAACUUGUCUCCAACCAGUUAACUAGAAAAGAAUACAUUUGGAUCAAAAUAUUAUUAAAUUGAGGAUCAAACUAAUACUUGAAAAUAAAUUAGGAAACUAAAUUGUCCAAUUGAGGAAUCAGGAUUGAUUGUUGCACACAAAGAAAGUUGGAGGAGUGAUAACAACAAUACUACAUGGGAAAUACCCGUAUUAUAUUAAUAAUUCUCGAAUUCGGCCUUCUCACCCCGAGGGAAGGGAACGCUGAUCGCAAGCAUUUCUCCGAUUUUGGUGGGUUUGCAAUGUCGUCGGCGACCGUAGAGCUGAAGCUUUCCAAGUCCAAUCGCAUCUACCGCCCUUCUGAAACGCUGGAGGGGAAGAUAGUGGUGAAGUCACCGUCUUCGUUUUCUCACUAUGGAGUUCGCCUUGGCAUCAAUGGAUCCGUUAACUUGCAGGUUAGAGGAGGAACGGCUGGAAUUAUCGAGUCCUUCUACGGCGUUGUCAAGCCCAUUCCGAUUGUCAGGAACAAGAUCAUCGAAGUAAAGCCUUCUGGAAAGAUUGCUGCUGGUACAACGGUGAUCCCAUUUUCAGUAAAUCUGAAGCAGCACGGAGAAAACUCUGAGAAAUUUUACGAGACUUACCAUGGAAGAGAUAUUAAUAUCCAGUAUUUGAUUACUGCAGAUGUGAUGAGGGGAUACCUGCAGAAGUCAUUAUCCGCUACCUUGGAGUUCAUAGUUGAGACCGAUAAAGUUUAUCUUCUUGAGCGACCAGUUUCACCUGAGAUGGCAAUCUUUCACAUCACUCAAGACACGCAAAGACAUCCAUUACUUCCAGAGCUGAAGUCAGGUGGGUUCAGGGUAACUGGAAGAAUGGGCACUCUCUGUUGUUUGUCAGAGCCCAUCAGUGGUGAGUUAACCGUAGAGGCAUCUUCUGUCCCCAUUUGCUCCAUUGAUGUCCAUCUAUUCCGUAUCGAGUCUGUGCUGGUGGGAGAAAAAAUUGUGACUGAGACCUCUUUGAUUCAGACCACACAGAUAGCAGAUGGAGAUGUCUGCCGUAACAUGACUUUGCCCGUCCAUGUUAUCCUCCCCCGACUUUUGACAUGUCCAACUGUCUUUGCCGGGCCAUUCUCAAUCGAAUUCAAAGCAUCCAUAGUGAUCAACUUUGAGUCAGAGCUCUCCAAGUUGCACAAAAAGUUUGAUCCAGCAGUUCCAAGGCUAUGGACGGCUGUAGAAACUCUACCGUUGGAACUUGUUAGAACGAAAUGAAUGGGCGAAGGAGAGAGGUGGAUAUGCUUGCCAGUGCUAUGCCCCCCCAGAAUCAAACGCAUUCUAGUUUGCAAUCGUGUUGCUGGAGCUGCCUCGCUGCAUCUUCGUAGUUACUAUAGAGGAGCGAAUCAAGCGUAUCGCGAAAUAUCAGAUCAAAACUAUGAGCUGUUCGUAGAGGCCAAACAUACUUGUCAACUUGGUUAGAUUCGAGGGUGAACAUUAGCACACUCGGAUUAUCUGUUUCAACAUAUUUAAGUUUCAGGGUUAUAAUGUCUUGUGUAAAGGGAUUUUUUGGAUACGAGUAUCGAAAUUGUAACUAAUUUUCUCCUGCUCAGUAACCACAAGAGAAUUGAGCAAGAGUGAAGAGUGUGCGAAUCAGGUCACAAUUGUCCAUCUCACUUACUGGCCAGGCGAACACCAACACCCAAAUAAAUAGAAACCAUGCUACAAAUCCAUGGGCUUUCAUUGACAACUUCCAUGCAGACAAAGAAAAUUCCAUGAACCUACAUCGCGUCCAGUUCCAAAACAUAAAACAAACUACUUUUU
Molecule: messenger RNA, 2954 nt
Organism: Linum trigynum
Lineage: Eukaryota; Viridiplantae; Streptophyta; Magnoliopsida; Malpighiales; Linaceae
Source: the annotation of a GenBank genome assembly